AUGGAUAAACCCCAAAUGAUCGAACAUUUACAGCAAUCGGUGAACUAUACUGUCUACGAUACCAAAUGGAUACCAUGUUCCGCGAAGUUUGCGGUGUUGGGCUCCAAACCCAAUGGCCAGGGUAUUUUGGAGAUAUACGAACUGAAUGAAAACAAAUUGGAAAAGGUGAAGACAAUUGAAAAGAAAUCGGCCUUUAAGUGUGGCAGUUUUGGUGCUGCCUCGCUAAGGAAUCGGCACAUGGCCAUUGGAGAUUUUCAGGGGAGAUUACAGGUUUUGGACCUGGAACGUCCCGACAUCCCCGUCUACAAUGUGGAGGCCCAUUCGAGCAUUAUCAACUGCAUUGAUGCCAUUGGCGGUAAACAGUUGAAUUGUGGAGCCCCGGAAAUUGUCACCGGCAGCCGUGAUGGUUCGGUGAAAGUUUGGGAUAUACGUCAGGGUAUGGCCCCCGUUGUUGAUAUGACACCGGAAACAGAUGUCACCUCCACAUCGACACCAAAUACCUCCCCCAAACGUGACUGCUGGGCAGUGGCAUUUGGCGACAGCUAUAACAAUGAAGAACGUUGUGUGGCAGCCGGUUAUGAUAAUGGUGAUCUGAAGCUCUUCGAUUUACGCCAAGUAUCCGUACGUUGGGAAACUAGCCUGAAAAAUGGCAUUUGCGGUAUUGAAUUUGAUCGUCGUGAUAUCGCCAUGAAUAAAAUGGUUGUGACCACACUGGAGGGAGGCCUCUUGGUUUAUGAUAUGCGUACACAACAUCCCACCAAAGGUUUCAGCUGUUUGGAAGAACGCAACGCAGGCCGUUCGGUCGGCUCAAAUGGUGUUAUAACAGGCCCUAAGGCAACGGUGUGGUGUGUCCGACAUUUACCCCAAAAUCGUGAUAUAUUUGUAACAUGUGGCGGUACGGGGUCAUUGCGUCUCUGGAAUUAUCAAUAUCCCGAGAAACGUGUGAAGGAAGAUCCGACAGAUGGUUAUAACGUUGGGGUGGUGGGUUCACUGGAUAUGCUAAAUGCCUCAACAAUAUCAACACAACCGGUUCACUGUUUCGAUUGGCAUCCCGAUAAAAUGGGUCUGGCCGUGUGCGGGGCGUUUGAUCAAAGUGUUAGGGUAUUGGUGACAACGAAACUUAAUUUAUAUUAGUCGUAAUUU
Molecule: messenger RNA, 1143 nt
Organism: Musca vetustissima
Lineage: Eukaryota; Metazoa; Arthropoda; Insecta; Diptera; Muscidae
Gene: Wdr92
Product: dynein axonemal assembly factor 10
Exons: 2
Coding region: 1-1134 (377 amino acids)
Molecular function (GO): ubiquitin binding
Source: RefSeq, a predicted model, not a curated record